This is a messenger RNA of Effrenium voratum, 1659 nucleotides long. Lineage: Eukaryota; Dinophyceae; Suessiales; Symbiodiniaceae. The record is from the annotation of a GenBank genome assembly.
AUGACCGGCCUCCCGGGCUGCAGCCGGUGCGGCCUCACGCCUGUGGAUAUGGUUGGUUUUUGGGACGAUGGAUAUGAUCGGUUUCGGUGGAUCAGGACAUAUUCCUCUUCAGUGCUUGCUCCAUUUUUUCAUGAGGAAUGGUGUCCUUCCUCAAUGGAUUGGCUUCCAGCUUGGCAACACCCGUUUCCGCAGAACGGACGCAUCUACUGCCCUAGCUGCUGGCGCUCUUGGGCCUGGUAUGUCAAGGAGGGUGGCAGUGCCUACGCCUUGCCUGAGCGCUGCGAAGCUUUGGCCUCAGCACAUGUGGAGAUCAAGAGCAAAAGGGGAGGUCCCUUCCUGUGCGUGACCUGCAACAAAGCUUUCAACAAGAAAACACUGGAGUCGCACUUGCUGCUCUACCACCGGAAAGAUCAGCCAAACUGGAAAGCGCUGCAAAGCUCGGAAGUGGAAACGCAAACCACCCUGAUGUGGGUCUCUGACGAUUACCACUUGGACCUUUCCUGGGAAUUCCAGGCCAAAGGUUCUGGAGGCUAUGAUGACUGGCAGCCCUUCAUGCAAGGUGCCCAGGAGGAGCUCGAGACGCACUUCAAGUUGCUUCAGCAGCAGACAGGGCCAAGCGAAGUGAUAGUAUCUACCAACGGCUACUCGUAUGCCGUCGACCUCAAUGCCAUGACGCAGAGAAACUUGAAAACCAAUCGCACGCGGAGCAUCCGGCGGCAAGAGGUCAAGAAAGACUCUGGCCCGAAGCAACUGGAACAAGGAUCUGACCUCGCUGAUCUGCUUGCAGAGCGGGAUCAGUUGAAGAAAGAUCUCAACAACCAGCGGACAAAGGUCAAAGCUCUCACGGAGCAGGUUGCAGCGUUGCAGAAAGAUUUGGAGGCAGUAGAGCACUGCCAACAGAUGACUUUUCAGGAAUCCUGGCGUGCCAGUGCUCAACUGGGCCUUCGCAUUUUUCAUAGACUAGCUGCCAAAGAUCCGGUGAUCUGGAAACUCCAAGAAGCUUUGCGGGCGGCUUGCACAGAUGGCCACUACAACCAGUGCGGGUACAUGCGCUUUGUGACCGUGGUGUCUGUCGAGCAGAUCCACAACACGCAACUGUGGAAUAGCUACGAAUUCCGCAAGGAGCAGAUCCGCAAAGAAGAGUCGCUGCCAGCUUCGCACGUCAUCCAAGCAAACAAGGAACUGUCCAAGGCAUGCUCGUGGGCGAGGCUAGAUGCGGAUAUCAAUGAAGUGCUGGUGCUCCAUGGCACUCUUCCCGAGAAUGUGGACAAGAUCGCAAGCGGGGGAUUUGAUGAACGGCUUGCCCGGCAAGGCGGUUUGUUUGGACAAGGCAGCUACUUUACAGAUGAAAGCUGCAAGAGCUUCCAAUACUCUGGGGCAUAUGACAGACAUGCUGCCGGACCAUCUGGAUGCGAAGGAUGCAUCAUCAUAUCUCGUGUGGUUCUUGGCUAUCCAUACUUUGCCACGGGGCAAAUGAAGCAUUUGAAGACUGAACCCUUCCGUGACGACUCGGAUCCUUCCAAGGGCCACUGCCACUGUGUGGUGGCAUCAAGUGGAAUUUCAAAUGGGCAAGGUGCGACGCAGGUUCACCGAGAAUUCGUGGUCUUCAAUCGCUAUCAAGCGUAUCCAGAGCUUCUUGUGCGGUUUCGAGUACCAUGA